Sardina pilchardus (European sardine) is the source of this 1812-nucleotide messenger RNA. It is a transcript of the gene hpse2, whose product is annotated as heparanase 2. Gene Ontology annotation, cellular component: extracellular matrix; membrane. Gene Ontology annotation, biological process: extracellular matrix organization. The record is from RefSeq and is a predicted model, not a curated record. NCBI's taxonomy places the organism in Eukaryota, Metazoa, Chordata, Actinopteri, Clupeiformes, Clupeidae. Gene Ontology annotation, molecular function: hydrolase activity, acting on glycosyl bonds.
UAACGCUUCUCUCUCCGCACGCACCAACGCAGGGUCUCACCCGCGCGCGUCUUCGUCCCGGUAUUCCCGUAAACAAAGAUGCCCAGACCACUGCUAACGGCGAGCUUCGGCUCGAGCCUGUGGCUCGCUCUGAUGGUGCAGUCCCUGGUUUCUUCCACAGCUACGUACAAGAGACCGGUCAACGGAGGCAAGCGCCCGGGCUUCCUCGAGCGAACGCUUAUCCUUCUGGAUGUGCACACGCGGGGCCCCGUGAAGGUUCUGAAUGAGAACUUUCUGUCGCUGCAGCUGGACCCCGCGAUCAUCAAGGACGGCUGGCUCGACUUCCUGAGCUCCAGGCGUUUAGUCACUUUGGCUCGUGGGCUGUCUCCAGCGUAUCUGCGGUUCGGAGGGAAGCGAACAGACUUCUUACGCUUCCACAACCUGAAGAACCUCGCCAAGGUCCGCGGGCCUGGGCCCGAUUACUACCUGAAGAACUACGAGGAUGAUAUAGUACGCAGUGACAUUGCUCUGGAUAAGCUGAAAGGCUGCCGGGUAGCAAAUCAUCCGUCUAUGAUGCUGGAGCUCCAGAGGGAGAAGGCAGCACAGAUGCAGCAGACCUUACUGAAGGAGCAGCAGGACAACAUAUACAGCGACAGCACUAUAACAGCCAGGUCUUUAGACAAACUGCACAACUUUGCGGACUGUGCAGGGAUGCAGAUCGUGUUCGGGCUGAACGGGCUCCAGCGGAACCCAGACUGUUCCUGGAACAGCAGCAACGCACUCAGCCUUCUCAAGUACAGCGCCAGCAAGAAGUACAACAUGACAUGGGAACUGGGCAAUGAGCCUAACGGAUACCCUGAGCUGGGUCAUCGUUGUGUGAACGGGAGCUUGCUGGCUCACGACCUUCAGACACUGAGGACGCUGCUGCAGUCCGUCCGCUUCUACAGCCGCACCGGCCUCUACGGACCCAACACGGGUCAACCACGCAAGAACAGCGCUCAGCUACUAGAGGGUUUCCUGAAACAUGCUGGCUCCAUGGUGGAUGUCAUUACCUGGCAACACUACUAUGCAGACCGACGUGUGUCAAAGGUGGAUGAUUUCCUGAAGACGAGACUCCUGGACACUCUAAAUGAACAGAUCAUCAAAGUCCUUAAGAUUGUGGCCACCCAUGCCCCUGCAAAGAAGGUGUGGCUCGGAGGAUUUGGACCAGCAUGGGCGGGGGGGACCAACAACCUCUCAGACACAUUUGCAGCAAGCUUCCUCUGGCUGAACACUCUUGGGAUCUCUGCCCUCCACGGGAUCGAUGUCGUCCUGCGGCACUCUUUCUUCGACUAUGGAUACAGCCACCUAGUGGACCAACACUUCAACCCCCUUCCUGAUUACUGGCUGUCGUUGCUGUUCAAGCGCCUGGUUGGUCAGCGGGUUCUUUCUGUGCAAGUUGCCGGGUUACAGAGAAGGCCCCGCCCAGGAAGAGUCAUCAGAGACAAGCUGCGCAUCUAUGCCCACUGCACCAGCUCACGAAGUCAGAGCUACACCCGCGGCUCCAUCACCAUCUUCAUCAGUAACCUCCACCGCUCCCGCAAGAAGAUCAAGCUGGCAGGGAGCCUCCGCAACAGGACAGUCCAGCAGUACCUACUGCAGCCACUCGGACCUGAGGGCCUGCACUCCAGGUCGAUGCUGUUGAAUGGUGAGCCGCUGCAGUUGCAGGACGACGACUCUCUUCCUGAGCUGAGGCCUCGGACGUUGCGGGCGGGUCGCACCAUCGCCAUGCCGCCCACCUCCAUCGGCUUCUACGUCAUCAAGAACAUCAACGCCUACGCCUGCCGACGAUGA